CUCUAAAACCCCAACCGUCGACGUUCACUCCUCACCCCCUGCGGCCCUGCUCUUUUGAGCCUCACUCCUCAGUCUUCACGCCGCCGGGGCAGUGCUAAGAUCCAGGACACGCGCUGUCCCGCUAGCACCACGCCUCCCCUUGUCAUCGUCCUCCUCCCACGUGCUGCUGUGGGGGUGCAGACGGGAGACACAUCCGGACCUGAUUGAUUUCUUCGUUUUGUUCUGCUGGUUUACAUGGCUGCAAGAAAGAAAAAGCCUUUGCUUAUUGCUUGCCAAGCAACCAGUGCCAGAAUAACAAGAUCUCAGGCUGCUGCAAAUAGUACAAGAUCUGGGCUGGCUCCUUCUGUACCAGUACCUCUGAAAACGGAGCAUAACCAUGCAGCGAAAAAAAAGAUGAAAAGGGAAGCUUCAGAUGAAAAUGCUUCUGCUGAUGCUGGAGCUUCAGCUCCUCUGCCUAAAAGGCGUACAGUUCUCAAGAAUGUAACUAACAUAAGCUGUGCUAAAAUUUCCAAAAGGUGCACUGCUGUGACUGGGCUGAAGUUGGGUCCCUCCCAGAAGGCUGGGCAGAGCAUAAACAAGCAAUGCACAAACAAGAUCUCCAUGCUUCUCCCUCUGGCUGUUGGAGGGAGUUCACUUGUGGAUGAUUCUAAUAAUGCUGAAGAAACACAAAUGGUAGACCUUUUGGCACAGAAAGAGAAGCAGAUUGUUUUGCUUAAGGAGGCUCAGCCAUUACAGAAUACUGAACAAAACAAAGGCGGUGCUUGUGAUGAGGCAUCUGUUGAGGAAAGAAAUGCCAUGAAUGUACACGAAACUGCUGCCUUAAAGGCUGGGGUCUCUAAUGGUUUAAACAUUGUAGAUAUUGACAAAAAUAAUGGUGAUCCUCAAAUGUGUGUUACCUACGUUGCAGAGAUAUACAGAAAUCUAAUGGCCUCAGAGCUUAUAAGAAGACCUAGGUCAAAUUACAUGGAGACUUUGCAACAGGACAUCACAGCUAGCAUGCGAGGUGUUCUAAUUGAUUGGCUUGUUGAGGUUUCGGACGAAUAUAAGCUUGUGGCAGAUACACUUUACCUUACAGUAUAUCUUAUUGACCAAUUUCUUUCUCAGAACUGUAUCCAAACGCACAAGCUGCAACUUCUUGGGAUAACUAGUAUGCUGAUUGCCUCGAAAUAUGAAGAGUAUUCUGCUCCUAGUGCUGAAGAAUUUUGUAACAUAACGGCUGGUACAUAUGCAAAGGCUGAGGUUCUGGAAAUGGAGCAACAAGUGCUUAAUGAUCUGGGCUUUCAUUUAUCUGUUCCAACAACAAACACAUUUCUCAGGAGAUUCCUUAGAGCAGCACAGGCUUCUCGUACAGCUCAUCUGACCACUUUGAAUUAUCUGGCGAGUUAUCUUGCCGAGUUGACUUUAAUCAGUUACGAUUUCAUGAAAUUUCUUCCCUCAGAGGUGGCAGCAUCUUCGAUUUUCCUUGCAAAAUGGACACUUGACCAAUCUGACCAUCCUUGGAACCCUACUCUUGAGCACUACACGUCUUACAAAAGCUUCGAUAUUAGAACUUGCGUGCGGGCUCUACAGGAACUGCAGCACAACACCAGUAAUUGCCCCCUCAACGCCAUCCGUGAGAAGUAUGGGCAGCAGAAGUUCGAGUGCGUUGCCAACCUCAGGUCACCGGAGCUGCUGCGGUCGCUCUUCAGUUGAUGUGCUCCCCUGCACUCUGCUGAUUCACUCGCCAUUUGCUGCAACGAUCCUGACACUGUAUAAAAUAUUUCUUCAGUUUCUGUUCCAUUUCCAAACUUUCUUCAGUUUGAACAUGCAUUCUGUGACUUGGGUCACCGACAAAAGAGGCGCGACACACUAAUAUAUCAAUUUGUAACUCAA
Zea mays is the source of this 1872-nucleotide messenger RNA. Its product is annotated as cyclin-A2. Gene Ontology annotation, biological process: mitotic cell cycle phase transition. Gene Ontology annotation, molecular function: cyclin-dependent protein serine/threonine kinase regulator activity. The record is from RefSeq and is marked validated. NCBI's taxonomy places the organism in Eukaryota, Viridiplantae, Streptophyta, Magnoliopsida, Poales, Poaceae.